UAACCGAACAUCCCCUUCCUCUGUAUUCAUUCUUCUUUCUCCCUUCCUGUUGUCCCUUUCCCCUGUGCUUUCCUUUCCUCUCACCCCUCCCGUCCUUGCAGCCGCAGACGCACGCAGGCUACUUGAUCUUUUCUUUCCCCCAAUCUUAUCUCCAAGAACGCAUCGGAGGAGACGGGCGGCAGAUUCCUGUGUCCUUUUCCGCCCCACCCAAGAUGUCUUCUCCGAGCAAGCGCCGGGAGAUGGACCUCAUGAAGCUGAUGAUGAGAGACUACAAGGUCGAGAUGGUGAAUGACGGGAUGCAGGAGUUCUUCAUUGAAUUCCGUGGGCCUAAUGAAAGUCUUUAUCAAGGAGGUGUGUGGAAGGUUAGAGUAGAAUUUCCUGAUGCAUAUCCUUACAGAUCACCAUCUGUUGGUUUCUGUAAUAAGAUAUAUCACCCAAAUGUUGAUGAACUGUCGGGUUCUGUGUGUUUGGAUGUUAUUAACCAGACGUGGAGUCCAAUGUUCGAUCUUGUUAAUGUGUUUGAGGUCUUUCUCCCACAACUUUUAUUAUAUCCAAAUCCAUCUGAUCCAUUAAAUGGAGAAGCUGCUGCACUGUUGAUGCGUGAUCGUGCUGCUUAUGAACAAAAAGUGAAAGAAUGCUGUGAAAAAUAUGCCAAACCAGAGGAUGCUGGUAUAACCCCAGAAGAUAACUCGAGCGAGGAAGAACCGAGUGAAGAAGCAGACGAUGACUCCGGUGACGAUGAACCCAUUUUGGGCCAUCCAGACCCCUAGUCAGUCUGGGACCUACUUCUCCAGCUGAAUUCCCACACGAUGUUUAUUGCAGCAACUGCAAUUAAACAGUCUUCUGUUGUCCCUCUCAAGCCCGAAAUGCCAUGUAAAUAAGUGCACCUGCCCUGUUUUCUAAUGUUAUCUCCAGCCUCAGCUUUCCAGUUUAAUUCGCUGCAGCACUUAAAUUUCCCCGUUUGAAAUUGCAUGUUUUCGGAUCUGGCGUCGAUGGAAAGCAAGCCAUCUGUUGAAGUCCAGUUUGAAAUGUGAGAACUUUUUCUUCGA
This is a messenger RNA of Brachypodium distachyon (stiff brome), 1049 nucleotides long. Its product is annotated as ubiquitin-conjugating enzyme E2 4. Gene Ontology annotation, biological process: ubiquitin-dependent protein catabolic process; protein polyubiquitination. The transcript is spliced from 6 exons. Gene Ontology annotation, molecular function: ubiquitin conjugating enzyme activity. The record is from RefSeq and is a predicted model, not a curated record. The coding region runs from base 213 to 770 and encodes 185 amino acids. Lineage: Eukaryota; Viridiplantae; Streptophyta; Magnoliopsida; Poales; Poaceae. Gene Ontology annotation, cellular component: nucleus.